Molecule: messenger RNA, 1895 nt
Organism: Sapajus apella (tufted capuchin)
Lineage: Eukaryota; Metazoa; Chordata; Mammalia; Primates; Cebidae
Product: saoe class I histocompatibility antigen, A alpha chain-like
Exons: 7
Coding region: 281-1447 (388 amino acids)
Biological process (GO): immune response; antigen processing and presentation of endogenous peptide antigen via MHC class Ib; antigen processing and presentation of endogenous peptide antigen via MHC class I via ER pathway, TAP-independent
Cellular component (GO): external side of plasma membrane
Molecular function (GO): signaling receptor binding; peptide antigen binding
Source: RefSeq, a predicted model, not a curated record
ACAAAGGCCCAAGUCCUGCGCGUGGGUCUCAGGGUGUCAGGCUCCAAGAGCCGCCUCUGCAUUGGGGAGCAGCGUUGCGGAUUCCCCACUUCCCUGUGUUUCACUUCUCCCAACCUGUGUCGGGUCCUCCUUCCAGGAUACUCACCAGGCGACCCCAGUUCCCACUCUCAUUGGGUGCCGGGUUUCUAGAGAAGCCAAUCAGCGUCGCCGCGGUCCCGGUUCUAAAGUCCUCAGUCACCCACCCGGACUCAGAUUCUCUGCAGACACCGAGGCUGGGGUCAUGGCACCUCGAACCCUCCUCCUGCUGCUCUCGGGGACCCUGGCCCUGACCGAGACCAGGAUGGGCUCCCACUCCAUGAGGUAUUUCCACACCGCCGUGUCCCGGCCCGGCCGCGGGGAGCCCCGCUUCAUCUCCGUGGGCUACGUGGACGACACGCAGUUCGUGCGGUUCGACAGCGACGCCGAGAGUCCGAGGAUGGAGCCGCGGGCGCCUUGGAUGGAGAAGGUGGGGCCGGAGUAUUGGGAGGAGGAGACACGAAGAGCCAAGGACGCCGCACAGACUUACCGAGUGAGCCUGGAGAACGUGCGCGGCUACUACAACCAGAGCGAGGCCGGGUCUCACACCAUCCAGAGGAUGUCUGGCUGCGACGUGGGGCCGGACGGGCGCUUCCUCCGCGGAUAUUACCGGUUAGCCUACGAUGGCAAGGAUUACAUCUGGCUGAACGAGGACCUGCGCUCCUGGACCGCCGCGGACACAGCGGCUCAGAACACCCAGCGCAAGUGGGAGGCAGCCAGUGUGGCUGAGCAAAAGAGAACCUACCUGGAGGGCACCUGUGUGGAGUGGCUCCUCAGACACCUGGAGAACGGGAGGGAGACGCUGCAGCGCGCGGAUCCCCCAAAGACACAAGUAACCCACCACCCCGUCUCUGACCAUGAGGUCACCCUGAGGUGCUGGGCCCUGGGCUUCUACCCUGCGGAGAUCACACUGACCUGGCAGCGGGAUGGGGAGGACCAGACCCAGGACACUGAGCUUGUGGAGACCAGGCCAGCAGGGGAUGGAACCUUCCAGAAGUGGGCAGCUAUGGUGGUGCCUUCUGAAGAAGAGCAGAGAUACACGUGCCACGUGCAGCACGAAGGGUUGCCAGAGCCACUCACCCUAAGAUGGGAGCCAUCUUCCCAGCCCACCAUCCCCAUCAUGGGCAUCGUUGCUGGCCUGGCUGUCUUGGGAGCUGUGGUCACUGGAGCUGUGGUCACUGCUGUGAUGUGGAGGAGGAAGAGCUCAGGUGGAAAAAGGGGGAGCUACUCUCAGGCUGUGUGUAGGUGGUGGGGGCGGGAGUGUGGAGGAGCUCACCCACCCCAUAAUUCCUCCUGUCCCACACCUGCUGCGGGCUCUGACCACAUCUUGUUUUUUUUCUACCCCAGUCAGCGACAGUGCCCAGGGCUCUGAUGUGUCUCUCAGGGUUUGUAAAGCCUGAGACAGCUGCUUGUGUGGGACUGAGAUGCAGGAUUUCUUCACGCCUCCCCUUUGUGACUUCAAGAUCCUCUGGCAUCUCUUUCUGCAAAAAUAUCUGAAUGUGUCUGCGUCCCUGUUUGCAUAAUGUUAGGAGGUGGAGAGACAGCCCACCCCGUGUCCACUGUGACCCCUGUCCCCAUGCUGACCUGUGUUCCCUCCCCAGUCAUCUUUCCUGUUCCAGAGAGGUGGGGCUGGGCAUCUCCAUCUCUGUCUCAACUUCAUGGUGCACUGAACUACAACCUCUUACUUCCUACUGAAAAUAAGAAUCUGAAUAUAAAUUUGUUCCCUUAAAUAUUUGCAAUGAGAGGUUGAUGUGUUAAUUAAAUAAGUCAAUUCCUAAAAUUUGAGAGAGGAAAUAAAGACCUGAGAACCUUCAAGAAUC